Messenger RNA from Bemisia tabaci, 960 nucleotides. The record is from RefSeq and is a predicted model, not a curated record. NCBI's taxonomy places the organism in Eukaryota, Metazoa, Arthropoda, Insecta, Hemiptera, Aleyrodidae.
AUGUCCUCCAGCGAGUUGUCACCAGAAGAGUUUAUUGAGAUCUGCCCUUCACCCAUCUCAAAACCGCCGGCCCCCGUAGCCCGCCUCCCGGCCAACCCAGCACCUCCCGACCCAGCUCUCGUCCGGUUCAUGAGGGAGAACUGGAGCUCCCUCAGAGAAGAGAUUCAUAAUUCGGGACUCUUGAUGCCGCCCGACGGACAGAACCUCACCGCUCAGAGGAGGCAUCGUUCCCGGGCGCCCAACACCCGCUCUUCCCGGCACCCCUCCGCGCCCUCUGGCCGCCGGCCAGCAUCAAGAAUUCAGAGACAUCCCAGAGGCGCCGACCGCCCAGCGCACUCCGCGCCAUCCCGGCAGCGCCGCUUCCCGCCGCCGACCGCUACCGUCUCCCGGCCGCCAUCCAGCCAGGCCCAACCUGGCUAUUCCAGCGGCGACCCCCGCCCUGCCGCUCCCUCUCCUCCAAUCGCGGCCAUCCGGCCGGUGCCCCGCUCGUCACCUGCAGCUUCAGCGACCCAGGAGGAGCCUCAUCAGCAGACCUCCAUCUUCUCGCCAGUGACCGCGGAGGAGUUGGCGGAGCAUUCGCCAACCCCUGCGCCGGAGUUCACGAUGGAAGAGGAGGAUCCGCUGCUGGGGUUCAACCUGUUCCAAUCGCCUAGGCCACCCACCCCACCCAGGCCAAACCCUCAGCCGCAUUUGGCCCACCGCCAAGAAGAAGACAUGGAGAUGGUAGACCUCACCGCCCCAACGCCGGCUCCGCAUCCAUCUCCCGAUGCCGUGCCCGCGGUGCCUCUGCCACCUGCCCGCCCGCACACUCGAAUGGUUCGGGACGUAGCCACUCAGACUUCUCGCCGCACUUUCGGCGUGGCUUCAAGAACUUAUAAGGCGCAAGGAAGCCCGAUCAUCUGCACGGGCUCUCCACCACUCUGCACCCCACGCCAGCGGUCGCUCCGGCACACAACCUAG